GUCGUUACACAUGCAUAAGGUGGCAUCUGAAUUUGCGGUCUCAAAUGGAAUUCUUAAGGUGACCGACGAAAAACCAUCUCUUCUAUCAUGUACUUUUUUACCAUCUCCGGUACCAAAAUUAUUACUAUGUCGUGCUCAAUCAAUCCAAUGUGAUUUUAACUUGUUAUAUCACAGGGUUGCAAUGAAUCACGAAUUUCUGGAUGAUGUCUUGAAGCCGUGAGUCUCUUUUAUCAGAUUUCCUGAUUUUCAGCGUUCUUGCUGUUGAUCCUUAUCUUCGCUCAUUAUGGGGUAUAUAUUCACGAAUUCGAACUAACAAAAUUACUCAGGAUAUAGUGUUAGGAUUGAACCGAUCUGAUUAUAUGCUUCAUGUACAAGAAGAUUUAUGCGAUAAUAAACGAAAUUCUCUUACGAACCGGUUACAAAGUACUGUAGUAGCUGCUCAGUCUGAUAUAGAGACUCAAGAUGAAGCUUGGGAUGGUUUGUUGAUUCGACAAGUUGAAUUCAAUAUGAUUGCAUGUAGUUUUUGUGGUCUUGCUCAACGUAUUGUUCCACAACAUCGUAUUUCAUUAUCCUUGCAUGGAAUUUCAAGCGAUUUAAAUAAUCGUGUACCUGAUUGCUUAUCUGCUGAUAGAUUUUCCGAAGCUUUAUUAUCUGCUUGUCGUAUGUAUGUCGAAGAUUGCUCUAGAAGAAAUUUAGUCACAUCAAACAUAUCUAUUCUUGUAGUUGUUGGUAAUAAUGAAAAAAAUAUUUAUGAUCAACGAGCAUUGAUUGGUUGUCUUCUACUGAAAAAUCCUAAAGUGAAUGUGUUAUAUCAUUCAUUUGAUUAUCUAAAAACUGGUCUAAAAUUGGAUCUGAAUUCCCGUUUAUUUGUAGACAAUCAAGAGGUAGCUGUUGUAUAUUUUAGAACUGGCUAUACUCCAGAUGCUUUCCCUGAUGACGAAACAUGGGAUGUGAAAUAUCAACUUGAACGGUCGUUAGCUAUCAAAUGCCCAUGUAUACAAUAUAUGCUUGCCAAUACAAAAAUUGUACAAGCUGCCUUAUCAAAACCGAAAUAUUUAUCUAGAUUUUUUAAACCGGAUAGUUCAAGUUAUUUAAAUAUUUUAUCUACAUUCGCCCAUCAAUAUACAUUAGAUGAAGAAAUGGGAAUAUCGGAUUCCACUGAAAUUCAAUAUGUAAUUAACGAUUGUCUAUUAAGACCAAAUAAUUAUGUUUUGAAACCACAGAGAGAAGGUGGAGGGAAUAAUUAUUUUGGAGAGGAACUUGUUCAGAAAUUAAAGUCAAUUAUGAAUCAUUCUGAAAGAAAACUGUAUGUACUUAUGGAGCGUAUACAACCAUAUAUUUUCGAAAAUUCUAUAUUGAAUUCAACUUCAGCUUCUGGAGAAUUGAAAGUCAAGAAAAUGGUUACUGAAUUGGGUAUUUUUGGCGCAAUUCUUGCGUGUAAAGAUGAAAUCUUUCUGAAUGAAUUUUCUGGUCACCUUCUCCGAUCAAAACCACUGGAAUCUAAUGAAGGCGGAAUAGUAGCAGGUUAUGGUUGCCUUGACUCUCCAUUCCUCGUUUAAUACAUUUCAAUUUGUUUCAGUGAAAUAACAAUUAGAACUAUUUUAAGAAAAUACAUGAUUUGAUAACUUUAUUCAUUAUAGUGUAAAAAAUGGAGACUCC
Schistosoma spindalis is the source of this 1659-nucleotide messenger RNA. The record is from the annotation of a GenBank genome assembly. NCBI's taxonomy places the organism in Eukaryota, Metazoa, Platyhelminthes, Trematoda, Strigeidida, Schistosomatidae.